UAUUUGUAACUACACGGGGCAGUACAGGGGUUCACGGAGAGGGGGGCUGGUGAUGCUUUGAGUUGCUUUUGUAGUUUUUCACAAUUAUUUUUUUUAACCUCCGAAAUGUCUCGGAUAUUAAACUUAACACAGCUGCGCAAAGGUUUAUCCGCGUGUCGAGGGAUUGCUCGGCUUCCUUUGAGGACCAUCUACUGCACUUCAAGGAAACAUGCAGAAGAGAGCGGUGCAGCCUCAGCUCUGGGGAAGAGGUGGAAGGACACCGCAGAGACGGUCAUCAUUGGAGGCGGCUGUGUGGGCACCAGUCUGGCCUAUCACCUGGCCAAAGCUGGCAUGAAGGACGUGGUGCUGCUGGAGAAGUCUGAGCUCACAGCUGGAUCCACCUGGCACGCUGCUGGUUUGACAACAUAUUACCAUCCCGGCAUCAAUGUGAAGAAAAUCCACUAUGACAGCCUUAAAUUGUACGAGAACCUGGAGGCUGAAACUGGACAGGCUGUGGGUUUGCACACACCCGGCAGUGUCCGUAUUGCUUCAACACCAGCUCGAGUGGAUGAGAUGAGGUACCAGAUGACCCGCACACACUGGCAUGUGACGGAGCAGUACAUGAUCGGACCGGAAAAAGUCCAAGAGCUUUUCCCUCUGCUUAAUAUGGACAAGGUGCUGGCAGGCCUCUACACCCCCGGAGAUGGCCACAUCGACCCCUACUCUCUGACUAUGGCUCUGGCUGCUGGAGCUCGUAUGUACGGUGCUCAGAUCUACAAUCCAGCUCCCGUCACCGGCCUCAGCCAAAUGUCUGACGGCAAAUGGGAUGUCCAGACUCCUCACGGAACAAUACGUGCAAAUCGCAUUGUCAACACAGCAGGUUUCUGGGCCCGCGAGGUGGGCAAGAUGAUUGGGUUUGAACACCCCACCAUCCCGGUGCAUCACCAGUACGUGGUGACUGCCACAGUACCAGAGGUGAAGGCUCUGAAGAAGGAGCUGGCUGUCAUCAGGGACCUGGAGGCCUCCUACUACCUGCGUCAGGAGAGAGACGGUCUGCUGUUUGGCCCAUAUGAGAAGAUGGAGAAGAUGGUGCUGCAGGACUCGUGGGUCAGAGAGGGAGUACCUCCAGGCUUUGGCAAGGAGCUGUUUGAGUCAGACCUUGACAGGAUAAUGGAGCACAUUGAGAUGGCCAUGGAGAUGGUCCCUGUGCUGAAGAAAGCUGACAUCAUUAACACUGUGUCUGGACCAAUCACAUACACCCCUGACCUGCUGCCCAUGGUUGGACCACAUCAGGGAGUUUCCAACUACUGGACUGCCAUUGGCUUUGGGUAUGGAAUUAUCCAUGCUGGUGGAAUGGGUAAGUUCCUCAGUGACUGGAUUAGGAAUGGCGAGCCUCCCUAUGACCUGAUUGAAUGCGACCCCAACCGCUACGGCAAGUGGACAGACGUACCUUUUACGUGCGCCAAAGCUCGAGAGUCCUAUGGCUACAACAAUGUGGUUGGUUAUCCCAAGGAAGAGCGUUUUGCUGGCCGGCCAACCUCAAGGACAAGCGGUGUUUAUGAGCUGCUGAAGGACAAAGGAUCCAUGGGCUUUCAUGCUGGCUGGGAACAACCCCACUGGUUCUACAAACCUGGAGAUGAGACCGGAUACAAGCCCAGUUUCCGACGCACAAACUGGUUCGGACCAGUUGGCAGAGAGUGCAGGCUGGUGAUGGAGAAGGUGGGAGUGAUCGACCUGACGCCUUUUGGAAAGUUCAUCGUGAAGGGAAAGGACUCACACAAGCUGCUGGAUCGCCUGUUCGCUAACACCAUGCCCAAGGUGGGCUUAACUAAUAUCAGCCACAUGUUGACACCCAAUGGGAGAGUCUACGCUGAGGUCACCAUCACCCAGCUGGAACCAGGAAAGUUCCUGCUCAUCACAGGCUCGGGGUCAGAGCUACAUGACCUCAGGUGGAUCGAAAGAGAAGCUGUAGAGGGCCGAUAUGACGUCGAUAUCAGCAACGUCACAGAUGAUAUAGGCGUGCUCGGCAUUGCAGGACCAGACUCGCGCAAAGUUCUCCAGAAACUAACAAAUGAGGAUAUGAGUGAUGCUGGAUUCAAAUUUCUCCACUGCAAGUCCAUUGAGUUGGCUGGCGUCACUGUCCGGGCCAUCAGGAUCUCCUACACUGGUGAGCUGGGCUGGGAGCUCUACAUUGACCAGAAGAACAUGGCAGCUGUGCAUCAGGCCAUCAUGGCAGCAGGAAAAGACGAAGGCAUCGACAACUUCGGCACAUACGCCAUGAACUCCCUCAGACUGGAGAAGGGCUUCAGAGGCUGGGGAGCUGAGAUGAACUGUGACACCAACCCUCUGGAGGCUGGACUGGACUAUUUCAUCAAACUGAACAAGCCUGCUGACUUUAUUGGCAAAGCAGCCCUUCAGGAGAUCAAAGCCAAGGGCCUGAAGAGGAAGCUGUCCUACAUCUCCCUGGAUACAGACGAUAUCGACCCUGAAGGGAAUGAGACCAUCUGGCACAAUGGCAAGGUGGUUGGAAACACAACGUCUGGAGCUUACAGUUACAGCAGCCAGCAGAGCCUGGCGUUCGCCUACUUGCCUCUGGAGCUGUGCUCUGUGGGCCAGAAGGUGGAGGUGGAACUGCUGGCGAGGAAAUAUCAAGCCAUGGUCAUCCAGGAGCCCUUAGUCCUCACCGAGCCCACACGGACCCGGCUGCAGAAGAAGGCAAAGGGCAAAGUAUAGACACAGGCCGUCCUCGAUCAGUUUCUCAGCAGCUAAUGAAGAACAAUCCUCAUGUGAUCAUAAACAAGAGUAUGGCGUGGAAAGAAAACCAUGUGCUGAACUGUUCCACAUCCUCAGAUCAGUGGCCAGUUUAGGAGCAAAACAAACUUUCUCUUGACGAGGAAGAAGUAAAAACAGAUUAUGUGAAGUCUUAUGAAUGUGUUUCUGAGCAGCAACAACUGUGAAGUUCUUGUACCACAGUGUCUUAAAGUAUUGGAAGAAUAAUUGUCUUUUUGUAAUUCCAUAAAGAGAAAGAUAAGGUUUACGUGUCAACUGUUUCCUUUACGUGAAGAAUAGUUGAAUGAUAGAAAGGUGCUAAAUGUAUUGAAUGAAAUCUGGCUUUUGUGCUCUUCGGAUAAAAAGAAUUGCUGCUGCUUCUUUUUUUACAGUCAGAGGAGCACUUUGGAACUGUGAAAAGUGGAACAAAAUAUAGAAACACCAAUAUCCAAAAGAAAGAGAGUGUUUGCAAACUGUACAAAGAUUUUUUUGUAAAUCUUUUGUAAUUAUUUUUUUUACUAAUAUGUACAUUAAUGCCUUGAUAAUUAAAGCAUUUCACUCACUGUC
This is a messenger RNA of Amphiprion ocellaris (clown anemonefish), 3315 nucleotides long. It is a transcript of the gene dmgdh, whose product is annotated as dimethylglycine dehydrogenase. The record is from RefSeq and is a predicted model, not a curated record. Bases 106 to 2712 code for a protein of 868 amino acids. Gene Ontology annotation, cellular component: mitochondrion. The transcript is spliced from 16 exons. Gene Ontology annotation, molecular function: oxidoreductase activity; protein binding. NCBI's taxonomy places the organism in Eukaryota, Metazoa, Chordata, Actinopteri, Pomacentridae.